Molecule: messenger RNA, 978 nt
Organism: Papaver somniferum (opium poppy)
Lineage: Eukaryota; Viridiplantae; Streptophyta; Magnoliopsida; Ranunculales; Papaveraceae
Product: aspartic proteinase CDR1-like
Exons: 2
Coding region: 1-978 (325 amino acids)
Cellular component (GO): extracellular region
Source: RefSeq, a predicted model, not a curated record
AUGCCACUUUAUCCUUGGAAUUUAUCAACUACAUAUAGUCCUAUAUCUUGUAAUGAGCAUCGUUUCUGCAAGGGUAAGUGCAAUGCUGACGGCCAGUGCACUUAUAUAGCAGAUUAUGCGACUGGAUCAGUUACGUAUGGCAGUGUUGUUGAAGAAAAGCUCACUAUAGGCUCUGAUACCGGUGGCCUUGAAAGUAUUGAUUUGAAAAUGGGUUGUGGAAUACUCGGCUUAGGAUCAGGAGAAUGGUCUUUUCUAAACCAAUUAGGAGAUGUUGGACAAGGUAAAUUUUCCUACUGCUUGACGACGUAUGACACGAACGUUGAGGGAUCCAAUACGUAUUUAAGGUUUGGUGCAGAUACGACAAUUGGAGGCGCAGGUCAAGAAGUACAUACAACUCCCAUUGUUGUGAAUAAUUUUCUCACACAGAUAUAUUACUUAAAUCUAGAAGAUGUUAGUGUAGGUAACAAAAGAAUAGGAUUUCCUAAAGGGACGUUUGAGAUUAACAAAGAAGGAGGUGGUGGUACUUACAUCGAUUCUGGUACUAUAAUAUCUGUUAUGUAUAAAGAUUAUUUUGAUAGAGUUGCAGAUCUGGUGAAGGCACAUUUUCACAAGCUCGGCAUUAAAAACAUUGGUUCCCAACAAGAUUUUGAUCUGUGCUUCCAAAUACCGGAAGCAUUUCCUAUUGCCGACUUUCCUUCCAUGAUACUUCAUUUUCAGCAUGCCGACUAUGUUAUUCCACAUUACAAAGAUAAUUUUGUGAUGAUAUCUAAUGAAGUUGAUUGUUUAGGCAUCAUCCGUGGAGAUACGAAUUGGGUAGGUUUUGUUUUAGGAGCGAUGCAACAAACUAAUAAACGAAUUUUGUAUAAUAUUAAGGAUCAGUCACUCUCAUUCGCUAUAGAGGAUUGCAAAUCAGGUUCAUCAAGGGACAAUGCGUUCCGUGUAGCUGGGAAUGAUUCAGCCAUUUCGUCUCAAAUUUAA